Messenger RNA from Eleginops maclovinus (Patagonian blennie), 3863 nucleotides. RefSeq names its product acetylserotonin O-methyltransferase (gene asmt). Lineage: Eukaryota; Metazoa; Chordata; Actinopteri; Perciformes; Eleginopidae. The transcript has 8 exons. Gene Ontology annotation, biological process: methylation; melatonin biosynthetic process. Gene Ontology annotation, molecular function: acetylserotonin O-methyltransferase activity. Bases 155 to 1231 code for a protein of 358 amino acids. The record is from RefSeq and is a predicted model, not a curated record.
CUGCUGGGUGGGCACUUUGUGUUGCUUUAGGCUGCUCCUGUCUUCACUGCCAUCCACACCUGCUGAAGUGCCUCAGGAGCUAGACUACUUAACAGGAGAAGUUCACUUUCAUGUGGAAGAGAUUUCUAGACUGUUUUUAGUCCAAACUAUUGCCAUGGCAGAACAUCAAGAGGGGGCUUCAUCUGAGGGGAAACCCGCUGCAGCCAUGUAUCCCAGGAAGAUCCUGGAGUAUAUGGAAGGAUUCCUCAUCUCCAAGACAGUGUUCUCCUCCUGUGAGUUGGGGGUGUUUGAUGUGCUGCUGGCUUCAGAGCGCCCCCUGUCUGCAGAGGAGAUCAGUCAGGCGAUAGGAGCCAGUCUGGACGGCACAGAGAGACUGCUGGCAGCCUGCGCCGGCCUACAGCUCCUCAACACACACCCGGACAAUGGACAAGUGUGCUACAGUAACACAGAGCAGGCCAGUGUGUACCUGACCCGCUCCAGUCCUGUGUCCCUCUACCAAUCCAUCCAGUACAGCUCCAGAACCAUCUACCUCUGCUGGCACUACCUGACCGACGCCGUCAGGGAGGGUAAAAACCAGUAUGAAAAGGCUUUUGGAGUCAGCUCCAAUGACCUUUUUCAAGCUCUCUACAGGUCUGAUGAGGAGAUGGUGAAGUUUAUGCAGUUAAUGAACUCCAUUUGGAACAUCUGUGGUAAAGACGUGGUCACCGCCUUCGACCUAUCGCCUUUCAAGAUCAUCUGCGACCUUGGAGGCUGCAGUGGAGCGUUAGCCAAGCAGUGCACGUCAGCUUACCCAGAAUGCACUGUGACGAUCUUCGACCUCCCCAAGGUGGUGUGUACGUCGAGGGAACACUUUGUCACCGAGGCCAACCAGAGGAUUACCUUCCACGAAGGGGACUUCUUCAAAGACCCCCUGCCAGAGGCUGACCUCUACAUCCUCGCCAGAAUCCUCCACGACUGGACAGACGAACGCUGCAUAGCACUACUCACUAGAGUCUACAAUGAAUGCAAACCAGGAGGCGCUGUGUUGCUGGUGGAGGCGUUGCUCCAUGAGGAUGGCUCUGGCCCGGUGACCGUGCAGCUCUACUCCCUGAACAUGCUGGUACAGACAGAGGGAAGAGAGAGGACAGCUGCUCAGUACGCUGCCCUGCUGACUGCUGCCGGCUUCAUUGGCACCCAGCACCGCCUCACUGGGAAGAUCUACGAUGCUGUGCUGGGGCACAAAGAGACAUGAGACCCACAGAGGAGCCUGCUGCUGUAGGUUACUAUUUCUGGAUUUAUUUUUAAAUGUCAAAAAGUUUCGUAAAAUACAAAUAAAGGUUUGUAACACUGUAUGUAAACUAGCAUAUUUGGAAAACGACAAUAAAAUUAUCUUAGCCUGUAAACAACAGCUAGGAAUAUAAGUCUGGCUUUUAGUAGUGGUAAAGUUGGCUGAUGACUGACCAGUUAAUGCAACUGACACUUUGCUAAGCCCUGCCCCCCACUUGUCAAGCUGUCUAACUACAUGGAGCCCAAAGUGUCACUAACAACACUCCCUAAAGAUAUAUGAUUUUAUUUUUGGAGCAACAGAAAAGCAAUCCCAGGGUUGAGGCAGACAGAAGAGUAUCAGAGUUGUCCAUAGGAUAUACGUAUGUCAAACAGAGGGCGACAUGUUCAAGCUAAAACUAAGUGUUCAGUUUCUCUUUAAAUGAACACCCUGAUACCGGAAACGUGCCAUCAUUUUUGUACCCAAGCCUAGUAAAGUAAGAGACUAAUCUCAGAGCAGUGUGAUUCCUCUGUGAAUGAUUAGCCGCACACUGCAAAGGUCGACCUCUAUUAGAUGAUGUGCAGUGUCUGCUUCCAGUCUCGUUGCUGAGAAGAUGAACUUCUUUACAUAUCUGUUCUCAUAACUCAAUCCUUAGCCCUGUGUCUGAACCCUUUGCCUUGCUCUGUUCUUAACAGCCCAGUAAAGCUGUCUUUGUGCCAUGUUCUCAGUAAUGAUGGACGCGAUUCAGUAAAUCUUCUUUACAAUGACCCAGCCCAUCUUUAACCCCCACCCAUCCUCCUCCACAUAUAUAUCAGCCUUUUAUUAAAGCUCAGCCUUUCAGUGAUCCCCACUUCUGAUGUUCGAACCGAUAAACAGGCUUCCACACCAUUACUGUCUGCAGACUGUACCUCCACUGUUCACUUCCCUGUCUCCUUUCUACACUCCCACUCAUUCUCACUGCCCUCUCUAUCCUCUCCUCUCUUCUUUUCCUCUUAGUAAUUGUGAAUUAAUCAGACUUCAAAGUGCAACAAAUUAGAAUUGAUGUCAAAUCUGUGUGGACAGCUUUACAGAGAGUCGGCCUAAUGAAGGGAAAUGAAGUGCACAGGCUGAAGACAGUUUGACCUGAGUGGAGACAGGGAUAGUGCCCAGAGACACGGGGAGAGUUACCAAUGUCAGGCUGGGGAAAUGACUGCAUGUACAUCCUGGUGUUGAGGCUUUUAAGAAGUAUAUAUUUUCUUGAGGAUAAUUGCUAUUUCAGUUAAAAUAGCAAACAUAAAGGUAAAAAUAAGUCCUUUGAGAUAUGAGGUGGAAUUUUAAUGAAUCCAAAUCUGCUAUCAUCCCUAUAACCCGAUUUAACCUUCCUGAGAUAACUAAUCCUCCCCUCAGACUAAAACCAGAUUAAAUAAGGAUCAGGGUUUUUUGUGUUUCUUAAGUUUCUAAAGUUUGUGCUUAUCUUGUGAUUGAAAAGUUUAAAAGUGAAUUCUCUGAAGAUAAAAGUAUCCCAAUGCUUUUUAUUUUCAAGUGAAAGGGAAACUCUGGAAAUCAAUGUGUUGACACUUAAAAUCAAAUCAAAACUUGCAUUUAAAAGAAAACAUGUAAACCUGUGUUAAGUAUUUCAGCAGAAUUUUUUUUUUUUACUAUUUGAGUAGUACUGCUUUAAAGUUAGGAUGUCAGAACAAACGUCACUGAUUUCCCCCCUCUGCCGAGGAAAACAUCUGCUGUAAUUCUCAGAGAGUAUCUCUUCAAGUGCUUUCCCCCCUCACUAUUCGUCAAUGAUUUAGACUUGGGUCAAUGUUUUCCACUUCAGCAGAGAAAGGUGCAUACAUUUAUCCUCUCUACUUCUCAGUUCCAUUUACUACUCAAUCUCAUGAGGCUAUUAUUGUGCCGGCCUCAGGUUCAACAUGAGAGGGUUUUAUGGCUGGCUUCAGAAAGUUAGAGCUUUAAAAAUAGGGGACUGUGAUUCAGAAGAGGAGAGAUCGGUAAUCUUAGGACGUUCAGGCACUUCUACAAUCUACACUGGAUACACAGCUCAUGUCCCGCCUGAGAAAACACAGAAUCCUAAAAUAAUACUAAGGGAGGGAAAUAGGGAGUGUGUAUGAUGCAUGUCAUUUAACCAAAAUGUCCCUGGUUUUAUUCCAGACAGCAAUCUUUGUAGGAAAUAAAUAUAGAUAAUAAUGCAAAUUCAGCAUUGCAUAUGUAUGUGUAUGUUCUUAAUCCUCACACAUUUAUUAUAUCGUACGGAAGCAUCUUCCCCUUUGGUAAAAAGAUGAAAAGUUGGCAAUGAUAAACAGAGGAACUCUCCUGAAUACUUCUUAAUUACUGCACAGUUAGUAAUAAGUAUGACUUACGGUUGUGUGUGUGUGAUGUGAGUGUUGAUGAUCAUUUGUAAGAACUUGUGUGUGUGUAAUUAGCAUAUUGGAAAUGGUGUGUGUUCACCUCUGUGUCUAUUGUGUGUGUCUGUGUGUGUGUGCUUUGUGUUACUCUUUAGGGAUCCUCUAAAUCUGCUCCACAAGUCACGCACCCUCCACCCUCCAGGAAGCCACUUUAAGAUAACAACUUCAGGGCAUUUCAGGGAACACUCAGUUUGUGCCAAGAGUGUGUGUGUGUGUGUGUGUGUGUG